Lepus europaeus (European hare) is the source of this 4180-nucleotide messenger RNA. RefSeq names its product ariadne RBR E3 ubiquitin protein ligase 2 (gene ARIH2). Lineage: Eukaryota; Metazoa; Chordata; Mammalia; Lagomorpha; Leporidae. The coding region runs from base 500 to 1981 and encodes 493 amino acids. Gene Ontology annotation, cellular component: ubiquitin ligase complex; cytoplasm. Gene Ontology annotation, molecular function: zinc ion binding; ubiquitin protein ligase activity; ubiquitin conjugating enzyme binding. The transcript is spliced from 17 exons. Gene Ontology annotation, biological process: protein polyubiquitination; positive regulation of proteasomal ubiquitin-dependent protein catabolic process; ubiquitin-dependent protein catabolic process. The record is from RefSeq and is a predicted model, not a curated record.
CCGCCGCCUCCGCCUCCGCCUCCGCCGCGCCGCGAUCCCACCGCUCUGGCCCGGCCCGAAGUGGUCUGGCCUGUUUGGGCUCAGCGGCCGCAGGGCCGCGGUUCCCGAUGGAAAUCAUAUGACAGAAUACUUGGAUGACAUUUAUUUUGAAAGAUCUUCAAGAAUUACAGGCAGAAAGAGGCAGAUCUUCCAUCUGUUGGUUCAAUUCCCAAAUGCCUUUAACAGCUAGGACUGAGCCAGGCUGAAGUCCAGAGCUGGAACUCAAUCUGGGUCUCCUAUGUGGGUGUCAGAACCGAAGCACUUGAGCCAUUAUCAAUUGCCCUCCAGAGUGAGCCAUAAUCAGGAGGCUGGAAUUAGAAGCAGAGCUGAGACUUGAACCCAGACACUUCAGUGUGGGAUAAGACAAAAAAAACACUAAUGCGUUUGAGAAAGCGGUAAAUUUUGGGGGAGGGGGACAAAGCAACUGCUUUCCUGAUCUGCAACUUGGCUGGAUGCUAAGAUGUCCGUGGACAUGAAUAGCCAGGGGUCUGACAGCAAUGAAGAGGACUAUGACCCAAAUUGUGAAGAGGAGGAAGAGGAAGAGGACGAGGACCCUGGGGACAUAGAGGACUAUUAUGUGGGAGUAGCCAGUGAUGUGGAGCAGCAGGGGGCCGAUGCCUUUGAUCCUGAGGAGUACCAGUUCACCUGCUUGACCUACAAGGAGUCCGAAGGCGCCCUCAACGAGCACAUGACCAGCUUAGCCUCUGUCCUAAAGGUAUCUCAUUCAGUUGCUAAACUUAUAUUAGUUAAUUUCCACUGGCAAGUCUCAGAGAUUUUGGACAGAUACAAGUCCAAUUCUGCUCAACUGCUUGUUGAAGCCCGAGUUCAACCUAAUCCAUCAAAACAUGUCCCCACAGCCCAUCCCCCUCACCACUGUGCAGUGUGUAUGCAGUUUGUGCGGAAGGAGAACCUACUUUCUUUGGCCUGUCAGCACCAGUUUUGCCGCAGCUGCUGGGAGCAGCACUGCUCAGUGCUUGUCAAGGACGGCGUGGGUGUGGGAGUCUCUUGUAUGGCUCAGGACUGUCCACUUCGUACACCAGAGGACUUUGUGUUUCCGUUGCUUCCCAGUGAAGAACUGAGAGACAAAUACAGGCGCUACCUCUUCCGGGACUAUGUGGAGAGUCAUUACCAGCUCCAGCUGUGUCCUGGUGCAGACUGUCCCAUGGUUAUUCGAGUACAGGAGCCUAGAGCUCGCCGAGUGCAGUGCAAUCGGUGCAACGAAGUCUUCUGUUUCAAGUGUCGUCAGAUGUAUCACGCCCCCACAGACUGCGCCACAAUCCGGAAAUGGCUCACGAAGUGUGCAGAUGACUCUGAAACGGCCAACUACAUUAGUGCCCACACUAAAGACUGUCCCAAGUGCAACAUCUGCAUUGAGAAGAAUGGAGGCUGCAAUCACAUGCAAUGCUCCAAGUGUAAACACGACUUCUGCUGGAUGUGUCUAGGAGAUUGGAAGACUCAUGGCAGUGAAUACUAUGAGUGCAGUCGGUACAAGGAGAAUCCUGACAUUGUCAACCAAAGCCAGCAAGCCCAGGCCAGGGAGGCCCUCAAGAAGUACUUGUUCUACUUUGAGAGGUGGGAAAACCACAACAAAAGCUUGCAGCUAGAGGCACAGACAUACCAGCGGAUUCAUGAAAAGAUUCAAGAGAGAGUUAUGAACAACCUGGGGACGUGGAUCGACUGGCAGUAUCUACAGAACGCUGCCAAGCUCUUGGCCAAGUGUCGGUACACUCUGCAAUACACCUAUCCAUAUGCAUACUACAUGGAGUCUGGACCCAGGAAGAAGCUGUUUGAAUACCAGCAGGCUCAGCUGGAGGCUGAGAUCGAAAACCUCUCGUGGAAAGUGGAACGUGCUGACAGCUAUGACAGAGGGGACUUGGAGAACCAGAUGCACAUAGCAGAGCAGCGGAGGAGAACCCUGCUGAAGGAUUUCCAUGACACCUAAGCUGGACGUGGCCGUGCUGGGGUGAGGAAGAUGUGGCUGCGAGGUCUCCUGACUGCCACACUGCAUGCUGCAGGCUCUGCCUUCACGACCCCAGGCGACCCCAGGGCCCCACUCCUGAGAGACACUGGCAACACCUCUUAGUCAUUUUAUGUUUUCUUCUCAUCUUUUUGCUUUUUGUUUCUACCAGGGUAGAGGCCAUGUUGAAUUGGCCUCUUUUCAGGACUUUUAAUUCCCCCUGGAUGGUUGUUGGGAGGGAGGGAAAGUUUUUUCUGAAUGGCUAUUAAUAGUAUUAGAUCAUUACAACUUACGUAAUCUUCAGAGGUUGUAUGAUUAUACAACAAAAAAGGCAAACAAACCAUAGGAUAACACAAAGCCCUUUUUAAAAAUAAAUUGGCCUUGGAGUGUUUCACCCUCUAGCUAUUUUACUUAGAAUGUAACAUAUGCUGCCCACCCAUCCUGCCUCAGAAUGUUUGUGCUGCAAGUGGGCCCCAGGGCGGCCAUCACUUUCCAGUUUGACAUGUUUGACCACCACUGGGUCCUAAGGAGAAAGCAUGGGUGGCACAUGGUGGGGGUUUGAGGAGGCCUGCAUAAUGGGCAUGGGGUCACAGUCAGGCCCCCACCUUUCCUUGGCAGUAAGGAGACAGUUAAAAUUGAGUCUGCUUGCCAUGGGGUGUCGUCACCUCUGGUGGCGCUUGUGCCUGUGGGCUCAUCUCUGUUCUUGAACGUGAGGUUUGCCUGGGUCUGACUCCUGAGGCCAGAGCCCACAGGAGGGUUGUAUCCUCCACACAGGAGACACAGGUUCAGCAUGUGCUUCCUUUUGUCUCCUAACAUACAGAUCCACUUUUGAGGGGAGUUGUUCUCCAAAAUAAAUUUGCUUUACCUGGGUCCCUUCUCUUAUGCCAGAAUCCAAGUAGUGUCGCUCUGACCAGAGUCAGGGACAGCUGUCUGGGACACUCGCUGCAGUCUCCCCUGACCGCCAUCAGGAUCAGACUUCAGCGUGCCCUCCCGAGGCACUGGCCUCCUGGCUCAGGGCCGGGUCAUGCUGUCUGGACGUGUCGAGCAGCUGCUGAGGGAGAGGCUGUGCUCCCCUCCGCCUGUUUAUGAGCUGUCGGAGGACACCGCCUCGAGGGCCUGGGAAUUUAAGGCCAAGAGAGUCCUUGGUUUGACGUCUCAGCUCCUGUGUGAGGAGUGGCUGACCAGAGGAAAGAGCCAACUUUUGCAAGGGAGCAGGUGUUCACCUGGUGUCGUGCCUGUCCUGAACAUGGUCCUGUGGGCCUUUGAAAAGUUAGAUCUGUGAUCUCUGGGGUUUCUAUGGCUUUGUUCAGUGCCUCCACUCAGACUGACAGAGCUGUCUGUACUCACCAGGGCCUCCUUGCCCAUCAGGGAGAGCUGAUCAGGAGGUCUGGGAAUAUUGUGGUGGAAAUUCUUUGAUUUUUCAUUCAUUUUCACCUCCAGUAAGCUGUAAAACUUUGAGUCAUUCUUGAAGACAAAAGACAGCUGUGACUCUUGGGGUCAUGGGGUACGUGGCUGGCUACGGCUUCCCUUUUUUCCCUUUAGAGUUUAUCUCUUCAUGUCUUCUUCAGUGAGAAGAGGGACUGUGGGGUGGAUUGGGAGAACAAAGUGGGAUCGUAGCCAGUAAACCCAGAAUGGAAUGGGGUGUGUGUGUCUGUGUGUGUGUGUCUGUGUGUGAAACUGAAUGACAGGAGAGCCUGCUGGGGACCUGGGGUGGGGUGUGAAUGCUGUGUUAGCAAAGGAGUAACCUGGUAUCUGGAGCCUUUACCUCUCAAGAGAGUCCUUUCUUCGACACCCCCAUUGCACAUGACCUGAGCUGCAGCUCUGUACUCCAAGUCACACGCUGCCAUUUGGGGGGACUGCACAGCUGCCAUGUCCUGUACUUGCUUCGCCUGUGGCCCUGACCAUUGGAGCUGCAGAGACUUCUGUGCCCAGACCAUGGCCUGUAGCUCUUGGUCUGUGGUGAGCUUCCUUUUGUGCCUCUGGUGGCUGUCUUUCGUUCAUGUUAUCAGGAAGAUGAGGGGAAAAGUCAGGCAGAGUUUUGUACCCUACAAAGGGUUAAAGAGAGAGAAAGAGAUGUAGUGUUUUCAUGAUUACCAUAUUUCUUUGUUUUUCUUCAAAGAAAAAGUUAAUUGAGGCAAUGUCAUCUGCUCAGCAUUGAGUAGUUUAUUCAAAAAUAAACUGUAA